GUACGUCGGAAAGUGAUUGGGGAGCCAUAACACAUAACUUAUAUACGUUUAAUCAGAUUAUACAGCAAAUGAGAAGGGACGUGGCAUUCUUUACAUUAGAAGAUGGUGGUUCACCAAUUCGAAAUCCUUCCACUGCAAUUGAAGAUUCUCGACUUGCAUCGCUCGUGUCCCUUGAUGGCAUAAUGAAACAAGUCAAGGAUAUCGCAAGGCAAACAUCUGUUAGAAGCCUUGGUAGAAGUAGGAAGAAAGCAAUGGUUGCAUCUCUAGAUGAGCUUUCUAAUCGUAUGCCUUCUUUACUUGAGAUUGAUCAUCCAAGUGCUCAGAAGCACAUUGAAGAAGCUCGAAGUAUGGUGGAGUCAAUUCCCGAAGAGGAUGACACAGUAAAUGCUCCUCUGGAGAGAACUGCAGAUGCAGGGGGGUCUGUUGAGGAAACUGAGGUUGUACAUUGGAAUGUUCUUCAGUUCAACACAGGUUCGACAUCCCCCCCUUUUCUCAUCAAAUGUGGGGCCAACUCAAAUUCUGAACUGGUGAUCAAAGCUGAGGCCCGAGUUCAAGAACCGAAAGGAGGUGAGAUUGUGAGAGUUGUUCCAAGGCCAACUGUUCUUGAAAACAUGAGCCUGGAGGAUAUAAAACAGCUCUUCACACAUCUUCCCGAGUCCUUAAGCCACCUUGCCCUUGCUAGGACAGCAGAUGGAACCCGAGCCAGGUACUCCAGAUUGUAUAGGACCCUUGCCAUGAAGGUUCCCGCAUUGAGGGACCUUGUAACAGAACUAGAGAAGGGUGGAGUUCUCAAGGACAUGAAGUCAUCAUCAUCAUUGUCAUCAUAAGUUAAGACUUGAGACGACCAAAAAUAUAUGGUGUAUUUUGGUAUAGAAUUUCCCGUGGCGGCGGGGCUUGUGAUCUCUUGCUUCUUGUGCCAUCAUUCCAUGUAUCUUUGGGACACUGGUAAGUGGUCUCUUUUUGUGUGGAUCUAGGCAUCACUUUUGUUGCCCUUGUGACCAUGGGAGCAUGUAUCUUGGAGUGUACAUAAGGCUGUCCUUUGUAAAAAAAAACCCCGUGGCCUUUUAAUAUUCAUUCGGAGAGGUACCCUCCCCAUUUAUAUUUAGUAGGAUUCCACGGUUCUACCGGAGUACGUGAUCAUUGCACGGCAUGUAUCUUAGUUUAAAUGAUAUGGGAUUCAUUAUUUAUGUAUCAAAUAUGGUUGAAGGUUUUUUAAAUUGGUUCCCAUUUUGACCCUUGAGAUUUAUGUUGAGGAAGCAAAUGAAAAUCAUAUGGAUAG
This is a messenger RNA of Cuscuta campestris, 1279 nucleotides long. The record is from the annotation of a GenBank genome assembly. NCBI's taxonomy places the organism in Eukaryota, Viridiplantae, Streptophyta, Magnoliopsida, Solanales, Convolvulaceae.